CAGUUACAUUUUCUUAAUUUUCCGAAAAGUUUUCAAGAAAACAGGUCGAAUUCACACGCGCAUCCACCCUUGAAAGCAGUAACACUGACCCAUGUGAGGUACCAAAGAGGAGAUCAAUUGGGCCAUUUCCUGGCAUGGAUUUCCUUAGUCCCAGUUUUCAUUAGUCUUGGUGGGUUCGUUUCUCAUUUCAUUUUUCGCCGCGAGCUUCAAGGCAUGUUCUUUGCGUUGGGUCUGUUGAUUUCGCAAUUCAUCAAUGAAAUUAUCAAGACAUCGGUCCAGCAGGCCAGGCCCGAAACCUGUGCGCUUCUUGAAAUGUGCGAUUCUCACGGCUGGCCCUCCAGCCACUCUCAGUACAUGUUCUUUUUUGCCGUUUAUUUCACGCUUUUGACAUAUUAUAAGAUUGGGAUUUUAGCCAGGAAGCAAUUGUGGGUUGUGGGACUUCUUGUGUGGCCUUUGGCGAUCUUUACUAUGUAUUCGAGGGUGUAUUUGGGGUAUCACACGGUGGCUCAGGUCAUUGCGGGAGCUGCACUUGGGGCGGUGCUUGGUGGAGGCUGGUUUUGGGUGGUGAAUUAUUUGCUCCGGGGCUACUUUCCGACCAUAGAAGAGAGUGCUUUUGGGAGGUUUUUCUAUGUUAAGGAUACCUCUCACAUCCCCAACGUGUUGAAGUUCGAGUACGAAAAUGCUAGGGCCGCGAGAAAACAUGUUUCUUACAAGCGCUCCAGUUGAGAAAUCAUUAAUUCGAGCUAAUCUGGAUUUUUAUUGCUGCUUUUCAAGAGGACAGAAAAAUAAAAGAAUGAAACUGUAUCUCGCCGGCCCGGCUUCUCUAUUUCAAGUAUUUCAGCGCAGUUGCCUAGUUUCAGAAGGGUGGAGAGAGGUCCCGAAUGGCUUACAUAAUUAGAUUUCUAUAUGUCAUGUUCUUCAGGUACUAAGUUUGAAUAUUUAAAUGAUUCUGCAUUGAUGACCUGCUCAAUCAUUUGGUACUUGGAUUAAAGACAAAACUAUAUGUCCAAAUCCGUAGUUCAAAGUUUAAAAUACAUUGUUAUGUGAUCUAUUGCAUUAACAUAACAAGAGACAUUUAUUCACUAGUGUUGAUUAUGAAGUAAGAAGUGUAUUUGGAUAUCA
Molecule: messenger RNA, 1122 nt
Organism: Olea europaea var. sylvestris
Lineage: Eukaryota; Viridiplantae; Streptophyta; Magnoliopsida; Lamiales; Oleaceae
Product: lipid phosphate phosphatase gamma
Exons: 2
Biological process (GO): protein N-linked glycosylation; lipid biosynthetic process
Cellular component (GO): endoplasmic reticulum membrane; intracellular membrane-bounded organelle
Molecular function (GO): dolichyldiphosphatase activity
Source: RefSeq, a predicted model, not a curated record